AUGUCGGGUGAUCACAAAACAUUGAUAAAGGGAAGCCCAUCGCAAUAUGUAAAAUUAAACGUGGGUGGAACAUUAUUUUACACUACAAUUGGUACACUGACCAAAAGUGAUAAUAUGUUAAGAACCAUGUUCAGCGGCAGGAUGGAAGUCCUAACAGAUUCAGAGGGAUGGAUCUUGAUAGAUCGAUGUGGUAAACAUUUUGGAACUAUCUUGAAUUAUCUACGUGACGGCACUGUGGCACUACCGGAUAGUUACCGUGAAAUUAUGGAAUUGUUGGCCGAAGCUAAAUAUUUCUUGAUAGAAGAGUUAACUGAAUCUUGCCAACAAGCACUCAGUAAAAAAGAAAGAGAAGCUGAACCUAUAUGUAGAGUUCCUUUAAUUACAUCACAUAAAGAAGAACAACUUCUCAUAAUGUCCACUUCAAAGCCUGUAGUAAAAUUACUGAUUAACAGACAUAACAAUAAAUACUCCUACACAAGUACAUCAGAUGAUAAUUUGCUAAAAAAUAUUGAAUUAUUUGACAAACUGUCACUACGCUUCAGUGGGCGUGUCCUCUUUAUAAAGGAUGUUAUAGGCUCUAAUGAAAUUUGCUGCUGGUCAUUUUUUGGUCAUGGAAAAAAAUGUGCUGAAGUUUGCUGCACAUCUAUUGUAUAUGCAACUGAUAAAAAGCAUACAAAAGUGGAAUUUCCUGAAGCAAGAAUUUAUGAAGAAACGUUAGGUAUUUUACUAUAUGAAAGCCGUAAUGGACCUGAUCAAGAUUUAAUACAGGCCACAUCAUCUCGAGGUGCAGUUGGUGGACUAUCCUGCACAAGUGAUGAGGAGGAAGAGCGCUCUGGUCUGGCCCGACUCAGAUCAAAUAAACAGAAUAAUCAAUCU
This is a messenger RNA of Brenthis ino (lesser marbled fritillary), 876 nucleotides long. NCBI's taxonomy places the organism in Eukaryota, Metazoa, Arthropoda, Insecta, Lepidoptera, Nymphalidae. The record is from the annotation of a GenBank genome assembly.